Molecule: messenger RNA, 2026 nt
Organism: Exaiptasia diaphana
Lineage: Eukaryota; Metazoa; Cnidaria; Anthozoa; Actiniaria; Aiptasiidae
Product: synaptogyrin-3
Exons: 3
Coding region: 7-690 (227 amino acids)
Cellular component (GO): neuromuscular junction; synaptic vesicle membrane
Source: RefSeq, a predicted model, not a curated record
UCCAAGAUGGAGGGACUUUGUAAUCCAACGUACUCUAUAGAGUUUCUGAAGAAACCUGCCGUCAUUUUAAGAUUUGUAUCCAUCUUAUUUGCCAUUAUUGUAUUUGGCUGUAUAUCAUCUGGUGGAUAUGAUGAUGAUACUAAUAUGUGCCUCUUCCAUGGUGACAGUGGUGCCUGUAACUAUGGCGUGGGGAUUGGAGUCAUUGCUUUCCUUCUCUGUAUAAUUUUCAUAGCAAUUGAUUCUCAGUAUGACACCAUAAACAACCCAGAACAUAAGAAGCAAAUCACCUUGGCUGAGCUGGCAUUUAGUGGUUUUUGGGCAUUUCUAUGGUUUGUCUGUUUCUGUUACUUGGCUGAUAUGUGGCGGAAGACACCCUCUGGUCCUUUAAGUACUAGYAAUGUUAACAAUUGUCAAGCCGCCAUUGCAUUUUCAUUUUUCUCAGUUUUUUCCUGGGUUGGAAUUGCUGUGAUGGCAUUUUCCAAGUAUCGCCAAAGUCAAAAUGAGUUUGGCUAUGACAAAGACAACCUUGCAGGGGACACCUAUGCAUCUCCAUAUGCACCAUUCCCUCCAAACACCUCAGAGGCUGGUGACCCUUAUCAAUCCGCACCCUUUAGUGAGGAGCCACAGGUCCCUGGUCCAGUAAGUGGCCCUUCAGAUGUUCCAAGUGAAUUCAAACAGGCAUCUUACUAAAGUCUACUGUGAGAUUACAGUUCUUCAUAAUGAAAGAUGCAUACUAAUGUAACUGGUAACAUGGUGGUAACAAAAGAAAAAGCGGAACUGUUGGAAAGUAACGCCUGUUUAAAUCUUAGAUUUUUGAUGUAAUUUGGAGGAGAGUUUUUCGUUUGCUUCUGACAACAUUCCUUUUUAUGUAUCUAGAUGAAUAAAAUGCUCAAAACCUCAACCAAAAAUGAAAAUGCUUUCAUUGGCUUAAUACCUGUGAUUUAGUAUUAUAACCUCUGGAGUCAUGUAAUUGAAUGGUGUAUUUGUGCAUUUUUUUAUCUAUUCAAGGCUAAUAGUAAUACAGUAUGUCAGAAGCAUGUGAAUGUGCUAACUUGCUGGAGCAUUGGUAGGGAAAUAUUAAGUGAUUUUGGAAUGAUAUCAAUGAUAACUUGUGAAAUUCUUGUAAAUUCUAGCAUUGUCAUGUAUGUAUCUAAAGGCUAACUUUGUUAAAAUGACCUGUGAUUAUAUUGUAGAAGGUGCCUAUUUUUUACUGAGUAGCAUGGACUUUUCAUAUAAAAUGCUAGUCAGUUAUUUUCACUGUACAGUAUUUAUGGGGCCAUAGCAACUGGUAUUCAAUGCAAUCAUGUUUGAGAUUUUUCAUACAAUGAAAAGUCCAUUUGCAAUCUGAUUCUGUCUGUCGAUUUUAAGUUUAAAUCUUAUGAUAUCUCUGCUUAUAUUACGAAAUAUUACGAUGUAUUUUUAUUUUCAAACAUAAACWAAAACUGGUAAGGGAUGCCAGUUGAACAUGGCCUUCUAACAUUAAAACAUCGAUUCUAGGAAAACUGGAUUUGGCAUUUAUGAAUAACGAGUGGUCAAAUGAGAUAUGUUGACCUUUGUAAACAGAAAACAAGGUGCAUAUGAAUACCAUGUUACAGAAUAUGUACAUUUUGUAUCCUUUCAAUAUACACAUAAAGUAACCUGUGAAACAAGAAGUGACAUAAAUUUAAUUGCCAACUAUUGUACGAUAAGCACAAUUUCGGCUAAAUCUGAUUUGUUAGAAACGAUGUCUUGUCUGUGCUCCACUGCAGUGUAAUCGGGCUUUGUUUCAAAUAUAUAAUAUUGUAUUUAACAAUGUUUUUUUAAUUUUCUUUUAUGCAUGAUUUAAUUCCAAGUUUUUGUAUAAUGAUAAGGUGAAGAUUUGUUGAAACCUAGAGAGGUGUGAUUUAUUUUACUGUUUCGCAUUUGUAGAGCAUAUAAUAAUAUAAGAUUGUGUAAACUUUAGGUAGACUCUCGUAAGAUUUUCUUAUAUGAAUUAACAAGGUUGCUGAUAUUUUAUCGCAUAAUAAAUAAGUCUAUUACGAUUAAA